UUUGAACAGGAAAAGUAAGAAGAAGGACAAUUGAGAAGGAUUUCGUUCCAAGGUUGGUUUGGUGUAUUUGCUGGCGCUGUUCUUCAACGACAAUCCUACAUGUUCAACUUUGUCAUGUUUUGAACCUUCUUAUUUACUCCUCUUUGAAUUUCUUUUGUUUUUCCAUUCAUGGGAUUCUUCAGUCUUCCACCUGAUCAAACGGCCAAAAAAAGAUUGCAAAUUUAGAAGAAAGAAGAAGAAGAAGAACAAGAAGAACAAGAAGGGAAAAAAAUAAUAAUAAUAGUUAAAAAAAAAAAGAAAAACCAGAAGAGGAAGAAUUGGAGGAAGGAUAUCAUAUUCAUGUCUAACAAGAAAACAGAACCAUGGCGCAUGGCGUUGUUCUCAUUCUCAAUCCUAAUAGCAGUAGGGACUGUAGUAACCGGAGAUUCUCUGGAAAAAGACAAAGAAGUUCUUCUAAGGCUUAAGGCUUUUCUUCAAGAGCACAAUCGGAUAAACCAAGGAAAAUACUCAGAAUGGAAUCAGACCACAGACCCAUGUAAAUGGCAUGGAAUUUCAUGUAAUGGCAGCAGGGUUUCUUCAAUCGUUCUUUCAGAGAACUCCAUUGCCGGCGAGAUUUUCCCAAACUUCUCCGAGCUCACUGCACUUUCUCAUCUUGACCUUUCCACAAACACCCUCGGUGGAACCAUUCCCGAGGACCUGAGUCGAUGCCAGAGCCUCAAAUUCCUCAAUCUCUCCCAUAAUAUUCUUGAAGGAAAGCUUAACUUAUCUGGGUUGCAUCAAUUGGAAAUUCUUGAUUUGUCUGUCAAUAGAAUUCUUGAUGAUAUCGGGUCAAGCUUCCCGGCAAUUUGCAACAAAUUGGUUGUUGCAAAUUUGUCUUCUAAUAAUUUUACUGGGAAGAUUGAUAACUGUUUUGAAGGAUGUUUAAAUUUGAGGUACUUGGAUUUGAGUGCUAACUCUUUGUUUGGGGAUAUAUGGGUUGGUUCUGCAACGCUUACAGAGUUUUCAGUAUCUGAAAACAAGCUGAGUGGGACUCUUUCACCCUCAAUUUUCACUCAGAAUUGUAGUUUGCAGGUUUUGGACUUGUCAGAGAAUAAGUUUGAUGGUGUAGUUCCUGGAGAGAUUUCCAACUGCCGGAAUUUGUUCAUUCUGAAUCUGUUUGGUAACAAUUUUAAUGGGGAAAUUCCGGCCGAGAUUGGAAACAUUUCGAGUCUAGAAGCUUUGUUCUUGGGAAGCAACAAUUUUUCCAGAGAGAUUCCAGAGAGCCUGUUGGACUUGAAAAAGUUGACCUUCUUGGAUUUGAGCAAGAACAACUUUAGAGGUGACGUGCAAGAGAUUUUUGGAAAAUUUAGGCAGGUGAAGUUUCUGGUGUUGCAUGGGAAUUCAUACACCGGAGGUAUAAUUACCUCAGGAAUCCUCAAUCUGCCUAACAUUUCCAGGUUGGACCUGAGCUACAACAAUUUUUCGGGUCCUUUACCAGUUGAAAUCUCUAAAAUGCUAAGUUUGGAGUUCGUGAUGCUUGCAUUCAAUCAGUUUAAUGGUACAAUACCAGCAGAGUUCGGAAACUUGGCACGCCUUCAAGCACUAGACCUCUCCUUCAACAAUCUAGCUGGGUCUAUUCCAGCUUCACUUGGAAAGUUGAGCUCUCUCUUGUGGUUGAUGCUUGCAAACAAUAACCUAUCAGGUUCAAUUCCAAAGGAGCUGGGGAAUUGCAGCAGCUUGUUAUGGCUUAACCUCGCAAACAACAGGCUCAGCGGAAAAAUCCCUUCAGAAUUGACCAAUAUUGGGAGAAAUGCUACACCAACUUUCGAAUCAAAUUCCAACGAUAAUGACAAGAUCAUUGCUGGAUCUGGGGAGUGCUUGGCAAUGAGGAGGUGGAUUCCUGCAGAUUACCCUCCAUUCAGUUUUGUAUAUACCAUCCUCACAAGGAAGAGUUGUAGAAGCAUUUGGGAUAGGUUACUUAAAGGAAUUGGGCUAUUCCCUAUAUGUGCUCCUGGUUCAGCAGUCCGAACGUUUCAGAUUUCUGGUUAUGUUCAACUAAGUGAGAAUCUUCUGACAGGUGAAAUCCCUUCAGAGAUUGGAAAGAUGCACAAAUUCAGUAUGUUGCAUUUGGGAUUCAAUAAGUUCUAUGGUGAGCUCCCUUCAGAGGUUGCCCAGUUGCCACUUGUAGUCUUUAAUAUCACUAAGAAUAACUUCUCUGGUGCAAUUCCUGAGGAACUUGGGAUUGUUAAGUGUAUGCAGAAUCUUGAUAUGUCCUACAAUAACUUCUCAGGAAUAUUCCCUGUCAGCUUGAGCAACUUAACUGAGCUUAGCAAAUUCAACAUCUCAUAUAAUCCACUCAUCUCUGGUGUAAUUCCUUCAACUGGGCAAUUGGCAACUUUUGAUAAAUAUUCCUAUUAUGGUAAUCCCCUCCUUGUUCUUCCAGAUUUUAUCAGUAACUCCACGAAUAAGCCACAUACAAAUCCGAAUGGCAAGCCGAAAAAGCCUUCGAAUUUCACUGUUUUUUUGGUGUUCCUAGUUCUUGUAUUGGCCUUCUUGGUCUGUGGAGUUUUGUCCCUCAUAAUCUUUUUGAUGCUAAAGGGCCCAAUAGAGCCAACAGGGUAUCUCUUGCAGGAUGUAAAAUACAAAAACGAAUUUGCUUCGAGUUCAAGCAGUUCAUCACCAUGGUUAUCAGACACGGUGAAGGUCAUUCGUUUGGACAAAACAGCGUUUACACAUUCAGACAUUUUACAAGCUACAGGAAAAUUUUCAGAAAAGAGGAUUAUUGGGAAAGGAGGGUCUGGAACAGUGUACAGAGGAUUAUUGCCUGAUGGAAGGCAAGUAGCUGUGAAGAAGCUUCAAAGAGAAGGAAUUGAGGGUGAAAGGGAAUUCCGAGCUGAAAUGGAGGUUCUUAGUGGAAAUGGCUUUGGCUGGCCUCACCCAAAUCUUGUCACACUUUAUGGCUGGUGCCUUGAUGGAUCAGAGAAAAUAUUGGUAUAUGAGUACAUGGAAGGUGGAAGUUUGGAGGACCUUAUAUCCGACAGGCUGAGACUAUCUUGGCGGAGACGAAUAGAUGUUGCAAUUGAUGUUGCGCGUGCCUUGAUGUUCCUACACCAUGAGUGCUACCCUCCCAUUGUACACCGUGAUGUGAAGGCUAGCAAUGUCCUGCUCGAUAAGGAUGGGACGGCUAGAGUUACAGAUUUCGGCCUGGCUAGAGUUGUAGAUGCAGGGGAUAGUCAUGUGAGCACAAUGGUGGCUGGAACUGUUGGUUAUGUUGCACCAGAAUAUGGCCAGACAUGGCAUGCCACAACAAAAGGUGAUGUAUAUAGUUAUGGUGUACUGGCAAUGGAGCUGGCCACCGGGAGGCGAGCAGUAGAUGGAGGAGAAGAGUGCUUAGUGGAAUGGGCUAAACGGGUAAUGGGAAAUGGACGAUAUGGAUUUAGCCGAGCUGUGAUGCCAGUUGUUCUUCUGGGGUCUGGUCUGGUUGAAGGGGCAGAGGAGAUGUCUGAGCUGCUGAAGAUUGGCAUAAAAUGCACGGCUGAAUCACCUCAGGCUAGACCAAACAUGAAGGAGGUUUUAGCUAUGCUGAUAAAGAUAGUAAGCCCACAAGGGGACCUUAAUUAUGGCUCAUCUCCUCCAUGAUGAUUAAGAUUUUGAGAUUUUGAGAAAUUGUUCAUUAUGAUAUUGUGUUAUAUAGUUUUAUACAAAAAUAGCUUAGAAUGUUAUAGUUCAUUACUUGUGUAAUUCUUCUUGUAUACAGAAACAUUCAUCAUUCAUUAAGCUGAAAAUAGUUACUCGAUUUUGCUGAUGAAAA
Molecule: messenger RNA, 3790 nt
Organism: Ziziphus jujuba (common jujube)
Lineage: Eukaryota; Viridiplantae; Streptophyta; Magnoliopsida; Rosales; Rhamnaceae
Product: probable LRR receptor-like serine/threonine-protein kinase At1g74360
Exons: 2
Coding region: 340-3618 (1092 amino acids)
Biological process (GO): protein phosphorylation
Molecular function (GO): ATP binding; protein kinase activity; receptor serine/threonine kinase binding
Source: RefSeq, a predicted model, not a curated record